GAGAGAGAGAGAGAGAGAGAGAGAGAGAGAGAGAGAGAGAGAGAGAGAGAGAGAUUCAUGGUUGGGUUACGUUUGGGUUUUGCUUAGAUUAUGGUUGUGGUUUUGUUCAUUUUGUGGGUGGGGGAUGGGUGUGUGUCUAAAGGCCGUAGGCUGUGGGUAUGCUGCUUCCUGGUUUUACUGUCAAUAUAGAAAACUGUGGCUUAACAACUUCUCAUCUCUCUCUCCAUUCCUCUCUCUCCAUUCCUCUCUCUCUUAUCUCCCUCCAUUCCUCUCUAUCAGAUGAAGAGGAAGUUGGACCAUGGACCAGAUGUCAGGCCUUUCCCUUCAGGCAAGAAACACUGCAAAGGCUCCAACUACCUCAGUCCCUCCAGUUUUGUUCCUUUCCAGACUACGCCCACUACCUUUGGGGACCUGCGAGCAGCUAAUGGGCAUUCAGCUCAGCGGAGACGUGUCACUUCAGGCCCACCUCCCUGUGGCCUAAAGGACUGGCUGCACACCUUCCAGGCGUGGAGUGGUCCUGAGCGUCUAUUGGCUCUGGAUGAGUUGAUUGACAGCUGUGAGUCCAAUCAGGUGAAGCACAUGAUGCAGGUUAUUGAGCCUCAGUUCCAACGAGACUUCAUCUCCCUGCUGCCCAAAGAGUUGGCCUUGUAUGUCCUGACGUUCCUGGAGGCCGGAGAUCUGAUGCAUGCUGCCCAGACCUGCUCCUACUGGAGGAUACUGGCCGAGGAUAACCUGCUGUGGAGGGAGAAGUGUAGGGAGGAGGGUAUAGAAGAACCCCUGGUUGUGAAGAGGAGGGAGACUCUAAAACCUGGGUUUCUCCACUCACCCUGGAAGAGGGCCUACGUACAACAACACCACAUAGAGAGCAACUGGAGGACUGGAGAUAUCACCUCACCUAAGCUGUUAAAAGGUCAUGAUGAUCAUGUGAUCACGUGUCUGCAGUUCUGUGGUGACCUCAUAGUCAGUGGUUCUGACGACAACACUCUCAAAGUCUGGUCUGCCCUCACUGGCAAGUGUCUGCGUACGUUAGUUGGCCAUACAGGAGGAGUGUGGUCCAGUCAGAUGAGUGGUAACAUGGUGAUCAGCGGGUCGACAGACAGGACUCUGAAGGUUUGGGACGCAGAGAGUGGAGAGUGUGUUUACACCCUGUACGGACACACCUCUACCGUACGCUGCAUACACCUGCAUGACAAACAGGUGGUGAGCGGUAGUCGUGACGCUACGUUGCGUCUGUGGGAUGUAGAUUCUGGCGAGUGUCUCCACGUCCUAACGGGUCAUGUGGCGGCGGUGCGGUGUGUCCAGUACGACGGGCGCAGGGUGGUCAGCGGUGGAUACGACUUCAUGGUCAAAGUCUGGGACCCUGAGACAGAGACCUGUCUACACACACUGCAGGGACACACUAACAGAGUCUAUUCACUACAGUUUGACGGUGUCUACGUGGUCAGUGGAUCUCUGGACACCUCCAUCAGAGUAUGGGACAUAGAGACAGGGGGGUGUGUCCACACGCUGACCGGCCACCAAUCACUGACCAGUGGUAUGGAACUAAAGAACAACAUCCUGGUCUCUGGCAACGCGGACUCUACUGUCAGGGUGUGGGAUAUACGGACAGGACAGUGUCUCCACACACUACAAGGUCCCCAUAAGCACCAGUCGGCAGUAACCUGUCUCCAGUUCUCUCGCUCCCUGGUGGUCUCUUCAUCAGAUGACGGUACAGUGAAGCUGUGGAGCCUGGCGACGGGGGAGUGGCUCAGAGACCUGGUGGCUCUGCAGAGUGGAGGAUCUGGGGGAGUGGUCUGGAGGAUCAGGGUGUCUAACACUAGACUGGUAGCGGCAGUUGGCAGCAGGAACGGGACAGAGGAGACUAAACUCAUGGUGCUGGACUUUGAUCUCACUGACAACCACAAGUGAUGUCAUCGAAGAGGGACAGGGUUUCAUCAGGAGAGGAUGUCAUGUCAUUGGAUAAGGAUGUGAAGUAAUCGAAGAGGGACCCAAUAUCCUCAUACGGGGACGGAAAACUUGUGAUGAUGAGGAAAGUGGUUAGGAGGAGGUAAGACAGAGGACAAUGUAACAAUCCCCCUAUGGAAGGACUGAGUGUCAUUGUAUCUGGAGAUGUCAAUAUACCACCAGGAGAUGACUCCAAAAUGUCCCCUCUUUCCUCACCACAACACUGGGUAACCAAACCCCCAUCUUUUCUUUCUGACCUAAAACUCUGCUUGACACUGGUAUACUGGUGAAGAGACGGUACUUUGAGUCUUCUGUGACUGGAGGAAACCAGGAGAGGACUCAUUAAGGCUAUACGACUGACUGACAGGCCUAACGGACUGACGGACUGACUGACAGGCCUACCGACCUGACGGACUGACUGACAGGCCUACCGACCUGACGGACUGACUGACAGGCCUACCGACCUGACGGACUGACUGACAGGCCUACCGACCUGACGGACUGACUGACAGGCCUACCGACCUGACGGACUGACUGACAGGCCUAC
Messenger RNA from Coregonus clupeaformis (lake whitefish), 2491 nucleotides. RefSeq names its product F-box/WD repeat-containing protein 7-like. The record is from RefSeq and is a predicted model, not a curated record. Gene Ontology annotation, molecular function: ubiquitin binding. Gene Ontology annotation, cellular component: cytoplasm; nucleus. NCBI's taxonomy places the organism in Eukaryota, Metazoa, Chordata, Actinopteri, Salmoniformes, Salmonidae. The coding region runs from base 280 to 1908 and encodes 542 amino acids. The transcript is spliced from 11 exons. Gene Ontology annotation, biological process: ubiquitin recycling; proteasome-mediated ubiquitin-dependent protein catabolic process.